UAUCCUCUCUCUCAUCUCUUAUCAUGCAAUUUACGAUCGAUAUAAAACAAAAUACUCAUAUGAAUUUUCUCAACAUAACAAAAAUGGAGGAAUGGUGUGAGUCAAUGCCAAAGGUUGAACUGCAUGCUCAUCUCAAUGGAUCCAUCAGAGUCUCUACACUCCUAAAACUUGCCAAGGCUUUGAAUGAAACUCAAAAGGAUGCUAUAAAUUUCUCUCAAAUGGAACAUGUCAUCAUGAAAAAUGCUCUUUCAUUGACAGAAGUAUUCCAUAUGUUUGAUCUAAUUCACAAUGUUAUUACUGAUCAUAACAUUGUUACAAGAAUCACAAAAGAGGUCAUUGAGGAUUUUGCAUCUGAUAAUGUUGUUUAUUUGGAGUUGAGGACUACUCCAAAGAGAAACGAUUCGAUUGGAAUGAGCAAACGCUCGUACAUUGACGCUGUGAUCGAAGGUCUAAAAUCAGUUAGUUCAGUUGAUGUCGAUUUCAUUCCAAAGACGGAAGAUUCUAAAAGUUUUAUCAAUGAUAAGUUCAAUGGGAAUUCGAGAAAAAGAAUCAUUGUUAGGCUUAUCUUGAGCAUCGACCGCAGAGAAACAACGGAAGCAGCUAUGGAAACUGUUAAGCUUGCAUUGGAAAUGAGGCAUUUCGGUGUAGUUGGAAUUGAUCUCUCUGGAAAUCCGAAAACUGGUGAAUGGACUACGUAUUUACCGGCGCUGAAAUUCGCGAGAGAACAAGGUCUUAAUGUAACACUUCACUGCGGAGAGAUACGAAAUCCGAAAGAGAUAAAGAACAUGCUUGACUUUCAUCCCCAAAGGAUUGGACAUGCUUGUUUCUUCGAGGACGAGCAUUGGAGAAGGAUGAAAUCUUCUAAAAUUCCGGUUGAAAUUUGUUUGACAUCAAACAUAAGGACAUUCUCUGUUGCAUCUAUAGAUGUUCACCAUUUUGGUGAUUUGUACAAGGCAAACUAUCCUUUAGUCCUAUGUACUGAUGACACAUGUGUAUUCAGUACAAGUCUCUCCAAAGAAUACAAAUAUGCUGCUGAUUCAUUUGGAUUGGGAAAGUGGGAAAUGUUUGAAGUAUCAAGGAAUGCUGUGGAGCAUAUAUUUGCAGAUAAUGGAGUGAAGAAUGAUUUAAGAAAAUAUUUUCAUUCAGUGUCAAAGAAUAUGGAAGUGUAAGUGAAUGUUUUUAUUUAUGGUACUAAAAUAAUGGACACAAACUAUAUUUUGCUGCAAAAGUUUAUAACUGAAUUCAUGGGGAGUCAAAUCGUUCACACUCUAAUGGUACUUGAGAUUUGGUUUUCUGAACGUUGGAUAUUAUGUUUGAAAAUUGGUGCUACUUUUCGCACCUUCAAUGUCAAAACAGAUGUAUAUCCAUGUGGAAAAUCCACCAUUUUUGUUGUUA
This is a messenger RNA of Lathyrus oleraceus (garden pea), 1395 nucleotides long. Its product is annotated as N6-mAMP deaminase. The record is from RefSeq and is a predicted model, not a curated record. The transcript is spliced from 12 exons. Lineage: Eukaryota; Viridiplantae; Streptophyta; Magnoliopsida; Fabales; Fabaceae. Gene Ontology annotation, biological process: inosine biosynthetic process; adenosine catabolic process. Bases 24 to 1169 code for a protein of 381 amino acids. Gene Ontology annotation, molecular function: adenosine deaminase activity.